GGAAGAAGAAGAAAUCACAGAAUGGCGAUUGGUGACAGAAACAACUCUAGGAUAGUCGGAGUGGAAUCAGGUGUCAAUCCCGCAGGUAGAGGUGAUUCUCCGGGACGACGAGCAACAAGAACGGUGAGGCCACCACGGGGAAGCAUCUACCCUGAGGGCAGCCGCCGGAUGGUCAUCGUCAUCGUGGCGGCCCUGGUCAUCGCCAUUGUGGCCGUCAUGGGUGCCAUCGUCUACAUCUGUAUGACCGAUGACUCUGGACCGUCGUCCUACGGGGCGCCGCGACUGGGAGCCAACAAACGUAAGGUGUUUGCGCUGACGCGCAGGUAAAUCGGCGCUCUCGCGAAACGCACAACGGUGGGCUCGAGACGCUGCAGAUCAGGCAAACGGCGUGUAUGCAUCACCAAUAACGUAUAGCGCGCUAUCAGUGGCUGUUGUCUAUAUCUCCCCUCGUGCGUUUGUUGGCUGCGACGUCAGGGGAGCUUUAGCACGUCGAAGUACCGUAAUAACGUAGUCCCGGUCCACGUUUGAGCGUGACUGGGUGAAGGCGGUACAUAUACGUCACUAUACGUGAAUGCGAUGUGCUAAAACUCGCUGUCGUUACGCCGGUAUAUAUACAAUGUUACUACACGGGAGCAUACGAUGUGCUAAAACUCGCUGUCAUGGCGGGUCUCCACAACCUGCUUGGGAGUUCACGGAGCCAAAUCAACCACUUGCUUUGGGUACGUGCUUUGCCUCUACGUUUGUCUUCUCUGCAAUCCGUCCAUCACGGUUCCUCCGCCAUGGAGUGGCGGCGCAGCAUGGCUCCAGCACUGCGGCUGACUUGCUGCCAACGGCAACAUCGAAGUACCUGCAUGGACAUCGACUAAUUGAUGAUACGUCAACAACGGCCCGAGCAAGAUGCGUCGUCGCCACCCGUCUUCCAUUUUACCAAGCCUUUUCCGACGG
Dermacentor albipictus is the source of this 945-nucleotide messenger RNA. Lineage: Eukaryota; Metazoa; Arthropoda; Arachnida; Ixodida; Ixodidae. The record is from RefSeq and is a predicted model, not a curated record.